CCCCAAGUCUGUCUCUCUGCCUAAUGCUCAGUCUAAAGUCAGCCUUGAAGAGGCAAGAACCGGGAUCAGAUAUAGCACAGGGUUUCUGCUCCGGAUAUUUACUGACUUUAUAUAUGGAACAAUUCAUCCUUCCUUCUGGGACCUGGAUAACUGGACUGUAUUUUCAAUUUUACAGGAUUUAAUUGAAGUUUGUGCAAGGAUUCAAUUCAUGCUUCAAAAAAUGUUUAAUUGUCAGCAAUACUGAUAGUUUGAAUGAAAGUUUAUCUGCUUUACACUGGAGGGGUCUUUUUCCAGUAAAGAUCAUUUACAGAUGUCAAUUCUGAAGUUUUAUCCUCCAAGAUUUGACUAAAAAAUCUUAAAUUUGGCUAAUAUUUAGAGGUCAAAAAACACAUUGUUAGAAUAUUUAUUUUGAGUAACAACAACAUUUUAUGUCAGGUUGCAUCCCACCUUAUGUCAUUAUUGACAAUGCUAAUUAUCAAAAGGAGAAGUAGCAGCAGCAUGGCUCUCUUGUGCAUCGUGUGGCUGCUGACAGUUUAUUUGGCUCCUGGGAGCCACAGCCAGAGAAUGGGGGAGCCUGACGAGGAUCUGACAGCAGCUGGAGCUAAGCUGGGUGAAAGGGACGCCAUCUGCAACCAGAACGGGUGCUACGCUGUCUUCUUCCAGAAGAGGAACUUCAGGGAAGCUAGGCAGGCCUGCCUGGAUCAAAGUGGGACCCUGGUGACGAUGCACACUCACGAAGAGGCGGGUGUGGUCCAUAACCUGCUGUCAUCAACCGGGGUGCAUGGCUCCAGGGCAAGGCUUCGCCUCUGGAUCGGACUGCACCGACCUCCACGCCAGUGUUCAGCCACAAAACCACUGAGAGGAUUCGUCUGGGUCACAGGAAACCAGGAUGCCCAGUUUACCAAUUGGAUUCGUAAAGAAAUGCCCAGCACCUGUGCCCUCCCCCGCUGUGUAGCCAUGACAAUGCAUACGUCUGACAGCGGAGAGAGCGGCGAUAAUUUCCGUUGGGCUGAGGGUCCCUGUCCUAUGAAACUCGAUGGAUUUAUUUGCCAGUACACCUACAGGGGCAUGUGUUCCCCCUUGGAGGAUGAGGGUAGGGGUCCUGCCGUUUAUGAAACCCCAUUUCAUUUCAAAAGCACCCAGCUAACCCAUGUGCCCUAUGGGUCUGUAGCUCACCUGCCAUGUCCUACGGACAGCUCAAACCCAGCUGCACCUUCCAGGGAAUCAGUGCUGUGUAUUAAGAGGGAUGACGGCACAGUGGGCUGGCCCAAAGAUCCCCCUCUUUGUUCAUCCAGUAUAACUACACGGGAUCAGGACUGGUGUAGUGGUGAGCAUAAUUGUGAGCAGCACUGCCAGAAUACAGACGAUGACUACUCCUGUUACUGCUCUGAAGGCUACAUAUUGGAUGAGGAUGGCUACAGCUGCAAGCUGGACCCUCUGAGCCAAACUGACCCACCCAAGCUGUCAGAUUCUGCUUUUGCCCCAGACCAGCCCCUUGUCAAUCGGAUGUGUAUGGAUAUGGGUUGCGAGUAUGACUGCUCAAUAACACCUCGGAGCAUCCGCUGCACUUGCCCCCCAGGCUACCAAAUAGGUCCAGAUGGACGCAAGUGUUUGGAUGUGGAUGAAUGCCAACAACAGCCAUGUCCACAAUUCUGUAUCAACACUCCAGGCACAUUUCUCUGCAUCUGCUACCCAGGGUACCAGCCAGACAGUACAGACGAAUGUGCAGACAUCGACGAGUGCCUUGAUGAAGGCACCUGUGAGGGCUCCUGUGAAAACACUGAGGGGUCCUUCACCUGUCUGUGUGACCAUGGCUACAUGUCAAAUAGCGACGGAGACUGUAUAGAUUUGGAUGAGUGUGAGGAGUAUUCACCCUGUCACCAGCAGUGCCUUAACUUUGCUGGAGGGUACCAGUGCAACUGUGACAGUGGCUUUGAACUGAAGGAAGACGGACUUACCUGCCAACCUUCAAAAUAUGAUGAAGAAUAUUCCACUCUGACCUCUGACCCCAGUAAUUAUGAUGAUCAGGAUAUUCCCUGGUCCACUCGUGAUCCUUAUGUAAAAGCUGAUGGAAACUUUAGUGUCAAUUGGCUGACAGACGCCCCUCAAGGACUCACCCCUGAUAUGGCUCAUCAGUCAGAUAACCACCUAAACCAAUGGGAUCAUCUAUCACCAAGGCAAUAUCAGACAGUUCCAUCCCCAACCCAAAAAAUGAGAACAGGCAACAACAUUGAAGAUAACGCUCCCACAGGAGGUAGCAACCCCAACAAUCGGAUGGUACUUGAAAUGGCAAAUAAGUCAUCCAGUGAGACUGAGGAGGCUAAGAAGCCUAAAAUGGACAGUACAAGUGAAACCAACACUACAUCAGAGAUUAAAGAUGGAUCUGUUGAUGGGAAACGCAAGCAUGACAAGAGCUGGCUGCUUGUGGCUCUGCUGGUUCCUCUGUGUGUGUUCCUGGUAGUGAUGCUGGCGUUGGGAAUUGUCUAUUGCACUAGCUGUGCAGUAGACAAGAGCCUCAGCUUUGCGGACUGCUAUCACUGGGUGCUCCCUGCAACACCCCCAGACAGGAGGGAAGGCAAAACCCAUGCAUGAACUUUAUCAUUAAGAAUACAACAAAAGUUAUUUCUUUACAUGUUUGAUAACAUUAUUCUGGUUUUUUUUUUUGACAAAAUUGCUCACUAAAUGUACAAUUUAGAUUUAAUACCAAGGACAGACUCGAAACAUUUCUGUUGCACAGCCUUUGUAAAUAGUUGACUGUCAUUUUACAAAUUCAAUAAAAACAAACAAACUGAA
This is a messenger RNA of Girardinichthys multiradiatus, 2793 nucleotides long. Its product is annotated as endosialin-like. Gene Ontology annotation, biological process: cell migration. The transcript has 2 exons. Lineage: Eukaryota; Metazoa; Chordata; Actinopteri; Cyprinodontiformes; Goodeidae. The record is from RefSeq and is a predicted model, not a curated record. Gene Ontology annotation, molecular function: extracellular matrix binding; calcium ion binding; extracellular matrix protein binding. The coding region runs from base 451 to 2592 and encodes 713 amino acids. Gene Ontology annotation, cellular component: external side of plasma membrane; extracellular matrix.